Molecule: messenger RNA, 2328 nt
Organism: Indicator indicator
Lineage: Eukaryota; Metazoa; Chordata; Aves; Piciformes; Indicatoridae
Gene: DPY19L4
Product: dpy-19 like 4
Exons: 19
Coding region: 1-2292 (763 amino acids)
Cellular component (GO): nuclear inner membrane
Molecular function (GO): mannosyltransferase activity
Source: RefSeq, a predicted model, not a curated record
AUGCGAGAGCGCUCCCGCCCCUGGGGCCGACGAGAAGCGGGCGACAGCGGCAGGAGCGCGGGUGGGGUGGCGUCGCCUCGGAGAGAGCGGUGCGGGGUGCCAGUGGUGGGCGGCGGCCGCAGGCUGGCGAUGGAGGAAGGGGCAGCAGACCUACGACAGAGAAAGAAGCAAAGCUGCACAGAAUCUGACAAAAUGGCUCCAGAGGAGAGAAACAAAGAAAACUUCAAGCCGGGAAGAUCGCCAAAAUAUGUGUUAAUUCAGCGCUUUGCAAAACUUUUCUUUGGCUGUCUCGCUGCAGUCACAAGUGGGAUGAUGUAUGCUGUGUACCUCUCAACAUAUCAUGAACGGAAAUUCUGGUUUUCCAGCAGGCAGGAACUUGAACGGGAAAUUACAUUUCAGGGUGACAGUGCCAUUUAUUACUCGUUCUAUAAAGAACUACUAAAGGCUCCUUCCUUUGAAAGAGGUGUUUAUGAAUUGACACACAACAACAAGACCAUAUCACUGAAGACAAUCAAUGCAGUCCAGCAAAUGACUUUGUACCCGGAGCUGAUUGCCAGUGUUUUGUAUCAAGCCUCUGGUAGCGAAGAAGUUAUUGAGCCAGUGUAUUUCUACAUUGGUAUAGUUUUUGGACUGCAGGGAAUUUAUGUGACUGCAUUGUUUGUAACCAGUUGGGUUAUGAGUGGGACUUGGCUGGCAGGAAUGCUGACUGUAGCAUGGUUCAUUAUUAACAGGACAGAUACAACAAGAAUUGAUUACUCCAUACCAUCAAGGGAGAACUGGGCUUUGCCAUAUUUUGCAUGUCAAGUAGCAGCUCUCACGGGCUAUUUAAAAAAAACCCUCAAUUGUUCUGCUGAGAAGUUUUGUUACCUUUUGGUGAGUGCUUCAACAUACACCUUCAUGAUGAUGUGGGAGUACAGCCAUUAUCUCCUCUUUGUCCAGGCUGUUUCUCUUUUUCUGCUAGACAGCUUUGCCCUGGCACAGACAGAGAAGGUGCAUGAAGUAUACAAAAUCUAUUUGUUUUCUCUCUUCUUGGGAUACCUUUUGCAGUUUGAAAAUUCAGCCUUACUGGUGUCACCCUUACUGAGUCUUGUAGCAGCUUUAAUGCUCUCUAAAUGCCUUCAGAUGAAUAUGAAAAAAGGGACAUUUAUGUCAAGAUUGCUGAAAAUAAUGUACAUUUAUUUGGUGCUUACAAUAACAGUGACACUAAACUUCUUACUAAAGAUGCUUGUUCCUCAUAAAGAAAAUGAACAUUUAUUGAAGUUCAUUGAAGUAAAACUUGGCUUAAACACAACUACGAAUUUUACAAUGAAUUGGCUCCUUUGUCAAGAAUCUCUUCAGGCACCCUCCCAAGACUUUUUUUUGCGACUAACACAGUCAUCAUUGUUGCCUUUCUAUAUUUUAGUAUUAAUUAUCUGCCUUUUUUCUGUAACUCAGGUCAUUUUUAGGAGAAUUUGUGGUGAACCACUGAAAGACACAGUUAAACUUGAGGAUGGUCGCAUUGGAGAGAGGCCAGAAAUAGUUUAUCAUGUAAUUCACACAAUUUUGCUUGGUUGCCUAGCCAUGUGCUUGGAAGGAAUGAAAUACCUCUGGACACCUUAUGUGUGCAUGCUUGCUGCAUUUGGUGUGUGCUCCCCCGAGCUUUGGAUGACGCUUUUCAAGUGGCUGCGACUGAAAGCUGUGCAUCCCAUCCUGCUGGCUCUUAUUCUGAGCAUGGCAGUUCCCACAAUAAUUGGAUUCAGCUUGUGGAAAGAGUUUUUCCCCAGGAUAAUGACAGAGCUUUCAGAAUUACAAGAAUUUUAUGAUCCUGAUACAGUAGAACUUAUGACAUGGAUAAAGAGACAGGCUCCUGUGGCUGCUGUGUUUGCAGGCAGCCCACAGUUAAUGGGUGUGAUUAAGCUGUGUACUGGGUGGAUGGUCUCCAGCCUGCCUUUAUAUAAUGAUGAUGAUCUUCUAAAAAGAAAUGAAAAUAUAUAUCAGAUCUAUUCAAAGAGGUCAGCAGAGGACAUUUAUAAGAUACUUACGUCUUACAAAGCCAAUUUUCUGGUUAUUGAAGAUUCAAUCUGCAAUGAAGUGGGACCUGUAAGAGGAUGCAGAGUUAAAGAUCUAUUGGAUGUGGCUAAUGGUCAUGUGGUUUGUGAGGAAGGUGAGAGCUAUGCCUACUCGAAAUACGGACGAUUUUGCCAUGAAAUCAAAAUGAACUAUUCCCCAUAUGUGAAUUACUUCACUCGGGUAUACUGGAACAGGUCCUACUUUGUAUAUAAAAUCAACACUGUGAUAUCCUUCCAGUCAUGAAGAAGCAUGCCAGCUGCUUUCUGAGGAUUGAUUGUG